Scleropages formosus (Asian bonytongue) is the source of this 4030-nucleotide messenger RNA. It is a transcript of the gene gfpt1, whose product is annotated as glutamine--fructose-6-phosphate transaminase 1. Bases 65 to 2110 code for a protein of 681 amino acids. Lineage: Eukaryota; Metazoa; Chordata; Actinopteri; Osteoglossiformes; Osteoglossidae. The record is from RefSeq and is a predicted model, not a curated record. Gene Ontology annotation, molecular function: carbohydrate derivative binding; L-glutamine:D-fructose-6-phosphate transaminase (isomerizing) activity. Gene Ontology annotation, biological process: fructose 6-phosphate metabolic process; UDP-N-acetylglucosamine metabolic process; carbohydrate derivative biosynthetic process. The transcript is spliced from 19 exons.
GCUUGCGUGCUACAGUCAUGCAGAGGAAGAGCAGAUUUUCACUUGGAAGCUGAGAGACAUAGACAUGUGCGGAAUCUUUGCUUAUCUCAACUACCACGUGCCACGGACUCGCCGUGAGAUCCUGGAGAUCCUUAUUAAGGGCCUGCAGCGGCUGGAAUAUCGGGGAUACGAUUCUGCAGGUGUGGGCAUUGAUGGCGGGAACAGCAAAGAAUGGGAAAUCAAUGCCAAGUCCAUUCACCUGAUAAAGCAGCGUGGGAAAGUGAAAGCCCUUGAUGAGGAGAUCCACAAGCAGGAAGAUAUUGACCUGGAUGUCGAGUUUGACGUUCACUUGGGCAUUGCCCACACCCGCUGGGCCACUCACGGUGCCCCAAGUCCACUCAACAGCCACCCACAGAGAUCUGGCAAGGACAACGAAUUCAUUGUGAUUCACAAUGGAAUUAUCACCAACUACAAUGACCUGAAGAAGUUCCUGGAAAGCAAAGGCUAUGAGUUUGAAUCAGAGACAGACACAGAGACCAUUGCCAAGCUGGUGAAGUACAUGUAUGACAACCGGGAAAGCGACAUUAGCUUUGCUACUCUGGUGGAGAGAGUAAUUCAGCAGUUGGAAGGGGCCUUUGCGCUCGUCUUCAAAAGCAUCCAUUUCCCUGGCGAGGCAGUUGGCACCAGGAGAGGGGGCCCCUUGCUGAUCGGAGUGCGUAGUGACCACAAGCUGUCUACAGAUCACAUUCCUGUGUUGUACCGCUCCUCUGGUAAAGACAAGAAAAGCUGCUCCACCCUGCCCAGGAUGGAUCAGGAUACUUGCCUCUUCCCUGUAGAUGAGAAGGCUGUUGAGUACUACUUUGCCUCUGAUGCCAGUGCGGUGAUUGAACACACCAAUCGUGUCAUCUUCCUGGAAGAUGACGAUGUUGCUGCAGUGAUGGAUGGACGUCUGUCCAUCCACCGCAUCAAGCGCACAGCUGGCGACCAUCCUGCACGUGCCAUCCAGACACUGCAAAUGGAGCUGCAGCAGAUCAUGAAGGGAAAUUUCAGCAGCUUCAUGCAGAAGGAGAUCUUUGAGCAGCCAGAGUCUGUCAUCAACACCAUGAGAGGAAGGGUCAACUUUGAUGACAACAGUGUGAUACUGGGUGGGCUGAAGGACCACAUCAAGGAGAUCCAGAGAUGCCGAAGACUCAUCCUCAUUGCUUGUGGGACUAGUUACCAUGCUGGAGUGGCGACACGUCAGGUACUGGAGGAGCUGACUGAGCUUCCAGUUAUGGUGGAGCUGGCAAGUGACUUCCUGGAUAGGAACACCCCUGUCUUUCGGGAUGAUGUCUGCUUUUUCAUCAGCCAGUCAGGAGAAACAGCAGACAGCCUUUUGGCCCUGCGCUAUUGCAAGGAGAGGGGGGCACUGACGGUGGGCAUCACCAACACUGUGGGCAGCUCUAUCUCCAGGGAGACAGACUGUGGCGUGCACAUCAAUGCAGGACCUGAAAUUGGCGUGGCCAGCACCAAGGCCUACACCAGUCAGUUUGUGGCCCUCAUCAUGUUUGCACUGCUGAUGUGCGAUGACCGCAUCUCCAUGCAGCCUCGUCGUCGGGAGAUCAUCCAGGGCUUGCGAGCACUGCCAGACUUGAUCAGGGAGGUGCUGAAUCUGGAUGAUGAGAUUCAGCGGCUGGCUGCUGAGCUGUACCAGCAGAAGAGCGUGCUCAUCAUGGGCCGAGGCUACCACUAUGCUACGUGCCUGGAGGGAGCCCUGAAAAUCAAGGAGAUCACGUACAUGCACUCUGAGGGUAUCUUGGCUGGGGAGCUGAAGCAUGGCCCAUUGGCACUGGUGGACAAGCUGAUGCCCGUCAUCAUGAUCAUCAUGAGAGACCACACCUACACCAAGUGCCAGAACGCCCUUCAGCAAGUGGUUGCUCGCCAGGGCCGACCCAUUGUCAUCUGCGACAAGGAUGACUACGAGACCAUCAAAAACUCGAGCCGUACCAUCAAGGUGCCACACUGUGUGGACUGUCUACAGGGUAUCCUGAGUGUCAUCCCCCUACAGCUGCUCUCCUUUCACCUGGCUGUGCUGAGGGGCUAUGAUGUGGACUGUCCAAGGAACCUGGCCAAGUCUGUGACGGUGGAGUGAAAACUAAUGACCAGUCUCAUGCCUUCUCAAUCGAGAUAUCCACAGCCUUGCUUCAGGCAGUUGCACAUGCAAGUGGGAGAAGAAAAUAAUAAUUUUUCAUUUAUUUCCAGUUUUAUAUGCAUAUUCUAUCAUGGCUAUUUUUAGUGGGAUUUAUAUUAUUUUUUCAGGACAAAUUAUUUCUUUCCUUCUUAGUCAUUUGUGAAGGCCAUAUUACUGUUGUAGUGCUGUCUUAUCAGUGGUGGCAAGGUAUGGGCUGGCAGUCUCAUGAGCAUAUGGUGUUCCUGUAGUUGUUUUGUCUUUGUGAAGGUAAGCGCUGCUUCAGACUGCAGUGAACGGAAACCAUUAUCCAGUAGUGCUUUGACUAAUUUAAGGUUAUAUUUAGUGUCUCAUUAAGGAAGUAAACCAAUCCAGUAUAUUUUCCAAGACCUGGAGGGAUAAUGAAGGAUUAAUUUGGCAGCUGAAAUUGUCCAUUGCUCUGUUAAAUUGUUUAACUGUUCACAAAAAUUCAACUGCAUUCCAAUCUUUCAAAGCAAUUUUGUAUUCUGUUAUUGUGCAUGGUAUUUACGUUGUUUUAAAGGGUACUGCUGUAGUAUUUUUGGGAUUCUCAUAUUGUUUCUACUGGUGUGCUUCUGUACCACAAGGUUAUAAACUGAAUUCUGAACACCUAUUUCCUGCUGCUUUCAAAAAUACAACAUUUAGGUCAAAUAUAGACUCUCAAACUAAAGCAGUUCACCAUGGGAAAAUGAAUUUGAAUUCAGAGAGCAAUGUUUUGUCAAAAAUGUAGCCAUUGACAAUGGAAUGUUCUGCCUGUUAGAAUUAAUCAUUGUUCAACUCCUAAAUAAGUAUUAAAAAAAAAAAGGUUUAAGGUGUAAAGCUUUUCUCAGCUGUUUAUACCAAACCUGUUCUUUUUGUAAUAUAAUUAGAACUACAAUUUUCUUUAUGGAUCUCCUGAUCUCUGAAGUUCAUUAUUGUUCUUGUUACAUAGUUCAUUACACAUUUUGCAGAAGAAUGAAUUGGUGUUACAGCGUGUACUAAGUACACCAAUGUUUGUGAUUAAGAGGUCAUUAUGUUCCCUUUCUGUAAUUGUUUCCUCAUAUGGUCAUGUGAUAGUUCACACAGCUGUCACUACAGAAAUUAACUGUUGCUAGUUUAUAAGUUAUACUUCAUUCAAAAAUGCUUUUCCGAAUUGGAGGAAAGGAGAACUUGUAGUCUCAGUAACACUGGAGGGGAAGGUGCAGGGAAUGAGGAAAGAGUGGUUAGACAAACUUCUUAGCCUUCUCUUCACUUCCUUUGAACUUUUGGUUGAGUGUUAUUUUGUGUGAAGAUGCUGGUGAAUCAUAUUUUGUGAUGGUAUUAAGAGAUGUGUCUCCUGUGACCUCCAGUUUAGAACAUGAUUGGAUGUAGGAAAAAGUAAGUCCAGGUAAAAUGAAUUCCUUGUGUAUAACUGGAAAGACGGUACUCCUUGGAAUCCAUGCCUGUCCACACCUUGCCACCUCAGCAAUUUUGAUUGUAAUUGUGGGACCAUUGUGUUACUCUUUUUUUUGGGAGAAGCUUAUUUAAUAGGGUGUUGUGGUGAUAGUGUAUUGUCUACUCUGUAUAUUCUUAAUGGUUCUUUUCAAGAUUUUUUGUUUAAGCCAUGGUCAGAUUGCAUUGGUGAAAUACUGACAAUGCGAAAACCAAAAAAGGAUUCUUUAUACUUUCCAGAGAUGGCAAUUGGAGGAUAAGAGCAUGAAAGGGGUUACAAGAUUGUAUAUAUUGUACGUUUAACAGUGCAAUGUUUGAAUAUAGUGGAGUUGCUGCUUUAGAUAAAGCAAAACAUUUCAGUAGUAUAUAAAUGGACAUUCUGCACAAGGUUCACAGCCAAGUCUUUAUGCUUGUUCUCUACCCAGGAUUUUGCUUGCAAAUAAAUUGUCAACUUGC